AUUGCCCGCCGACCUUCAGUAGGCUGAGAGGCAGGCAGGCUGGGUCCGCUCCCCCAUCCCCAAGCCGCUGUGCAGCCAGGAGCAUCCCUCCCCCAGCAGAGAGGGGCUGCUGCACCCGCAGCUGUGGUAACAGCAAGUGCUUCCCGACCUGUAUUCUCGCCCAGGUGCCUCUGCUUGCAGAGAAACUAGUUCAAGGAAGCCAGCGAUGUCUCGGCCAGGCAAAAAGAGAAGCAGAGCAACCUUGGCAGAUAAAGAGGGGCCUGCUACUAAAUUCGCCAAAAGUAAGAUUCAGGAGGAGGAAGAAUCCAUGAUGCCUGCAGCUAAGGAGAGGAAUUCAAAGCCCAUGGGGAGCGGCACAGGAAAGGCUACCAAGGAGGCCUGCCCUAGCGUGCAGGGAAGCAAGCAAGCAUACAGCCACUGGCUGAUGAAAUCAGAGCCGGAGAGCAGGUUCCAGAAGGGAGUGGAUGUGAAAUUCGGCAUUGAAGACUUAAAGGCUCAACCCAAUCAGACAGCAUGCUGGGAUGGAGUCAGGAAUUACCAGGCACGGAAUUUCAUGAGAGACAUGAAACUUGGGCAAGAAGCAUUUUUCUAUCACAGUAACUGCAAAGAGCCUGGGAUUGCUGGAAUUAUCAAGAUUGUGAAGGAGGCUUACCCAGACCACACUCAAUUUGACAAGAAGGACCCUCACUACGAUUCCUCCAGUACCAAGGAGAACCCCAAGUGGUCGAUGGUGGACGUCCAAUUUGUGCGGAUGACUAAGCGCUUCAUCCCCCUGUCCGAGCUGAAGGCUCAACACCAGGCACACAAAGCUUCGGGAGGCCCGCUGAAGGACAUGACACUCUUCACCAGGCAGAGGCUCUCUGUCCAGCCCCUGACAGAUGAGGAAUUUGAAUUUGUCUUGAGCCUUGAAGAGAAACCAAGUUAGACAGACUGCAGCAGCAGGACCCGUCAAGGCUGAAAAUUCCCCUCCUCCAGCCAGGACCCUCCCUUCCAAAUUUAUAUUCUCAAACCCAACCCCAGGGAAGACGCUGCAAGCGGACCAAAAGGAGGUGUAUAUACUCACUGUUAUUUUGGUGCACCGUGCUUAUUUUUAAAUAAAGCUUUUUUAAAGUCA
Messenger RNA from Malaclemys terrapin pileata, 1114 nucleotides. RefSeq names its product thymocyte nuclear protein 1 (gene THYN1). Gene Ontology annotation, cellular component: nucleus. The record is from RefSeq and is a predicted model, not a curated record. The transcript is spliced from 8 exons. Bases 206 to 925 code for a protein of 239 amino acids. Lineage: Eukaryota; Metazoa; Chordata; Testudines; Emydidae.